AGCUUCUCUAGAGUUUGCUCAUGAGGCAGGAAACCAGGGCAGGCAGCGAGCAAGAGCGAGCAGCGGCGGCGGCAGCAGCAGGGAGCGCGCGCCCGCGUGCGGGGUCGUGGCUGCGCUGCCAGCCGGUCACCGCGUGCCCGCUGGUGAUGGGGAGGACGUGAGCGGGGACGGUGCCGUCACUGCUGCUGCCCGGCCAUGGGAGUCUGAGAGCGGCUGGUCCUCACCUUGCUGCCAACAGCCACCAUGGGCUGCUGCUGCAGCUCGGACUACGACGACGACUGGAUCGAGAACAUCGACAUCUGCGAGCACUGCAACUACCCCAUCGACCCCGACAGCAAGCGCCAGCAGCUGAUCCGCAAUGGCUCCGAGGUGCGCGAUCCCCUGGUGUCCUACGAGGCCACGUCUCCGCCGUGCUCCCCCCUGCAAGACAAGCUGGUGGUGGCCCUGUACGACUACGAGCCCACCCACGACGGGGACCUGGGGCUGCAGAAGGGCGAGAAGCUGCGCAUCCUGGAAGAGAGCGGGGAGUGGUGGAGGGCGCAGUCGCUCACCACGGGCCAGGAGGGUUUGAUCCCCUACAACUUCGUGGCCAUGGUGAACAGCCUGGAGCCCGAGCCGUGGUUCUUCAAAAACCUCAGCCGCAAGGAUGCUGAGCGGCAGCUCCUGGCCUCGGGCAACACGCACGGCUCCUUCCUCAUCCGGGAGAGCGAGACCUCCAAAGGCUCCUACUCGCUGUCAGUGAGGGACUUCGAUCAGAACCAGGGCGAGACGGUGAAGCACUACAAGAUCCGCAACAUGGACAACGGGGGGUACUACAUCUCCCCCCGCGUCACCUUCAGCAGCCUGCACGAGCUGGUGGAGUAUUACACACGCAGCUCGGACGGGCUGUGCACCCGCCUCGGCAAGCCCUGCCGGACCCAGAAGCCGCAGAAGCCGUGGUGGCAGGACGAGUGGGAGGUGCCGCGGGAGUCGCUGAAACUGGUGGAGAAGCUGGGAGCGGGGCAGUUUGGAGAAGUCUGGAUGGGCUUCUACAACGGCCACACCAAGGUGGCCAUCAAGAACCUGAAGCAGGGCAGCAUGUCGCCCAGCGCCUUCCUGGCGGAGGCCAACCUCAUGAAGAACCUGCAGCACCCGCGGCUGGUGCGGCUGUACGCCGUGGUGACGAAGGAGCCCAUCUACAUCAUCACCGAGUACAUGGAGAAGGGCAGCCUGGUGGAUUUCCUCAAGACCUCGGAGGGAGUGAAGCUCAGCAUCAACAAGCUGCUGGACAUGGCUGCGCAGAUCGCCGAAGGCAUGGCCUUCAUCGAGGCCAAGAACUACAUCCACCGCGACCUGCGGGCUGCCAACAUCCUCGUGUCGGACACCCUGUGCUGCAAAAUCGCCGACUUCGGGCUGGCUCGCCUCAUCGAGGACAACGAGUACACGGCUCGCGAGGGGGCUAAAUUCCCCAUUAAGUGGACGGCGCCGGAGGCGAUUAAUUACGGGACGUUCACCAUCAAGUCGGACGUCUGGUCCUUCGGCAUCCUGCUCACCGAGAUUGUCACCUACGGCCGGAUCCCGUAUCCAGGGAUGACCAACCCCGAGGUGAUCCAGAACCUGGAGCGCGGCUACCGCAUGCCGCAGCCCGACAACUGCCCAGAGGAGCUGUACGAACUCAUGAUGCAGUGCUGGAAGGAGCGGCCCGAGGAGCGGCCCACCUUUGACUACAUGAAGAGCGUGCUGGAGGACUUCUUCACCGCCACCGAGGGCCAGUACCAGCAGCAGCCCUGAGGGCCCGAGCAGCCUCGGGGGCGCGGCGGGGGGCACCGCUCUGCUCCCCGUGCUGUGGGUCCCCGCAGACUCCUUCUGCACCCCCCGGCGGGCACCGCCUGGACCUGGGGGGGAAGCAGCACAGACUCGGGGUGCACCUGAAGGCACACAUCGCCCCCCAGAAGGCAAAGGGCCCGCGGGCCCAGGGGACAUGCCAUGCACCGCCGUGCCCACCCAGCUGCACGCCACCUCUGCCGUCCGCCCCGAUGGUGGCUGUGAGGUCCUGGGGACCGUGUGGGGCCCCCCAAAGGGCUUCAGGGCUGGGGAGGCUUUAGGACGGGGAGCCCCUGGGGUGGCUGCGGGGCCCCGAGGACUGUUUGGGGACCCCAAAGGGCUUCAGGGCUGGGGAUGCUUUGGGACCGGGGAGCCCCUGGGGUGGCUGUGGGGUCCUGGGGACAGUGCGGGGACCCCAAGGGGCUUCAGGACCGGGGAGACUUCAGGACAGGGGUGCCCCUGGGGAGCGCGGAGCCCCCGGUUCCCCGGGGGGCAGCAGCCGGGGAGCCCAGCACCGCCCCGGGCAGGGCCGCAGGGGCUCAGGGCUUCGGCCUCGGCCCCCCCCGCGCCCGCAGCGCGCCUGCCCCGGGCAAUACAGGACCCUGGGCCCGCCGCCAGCCCCACCGGGACCGGGCAGAGCGGCCCCGGAGCCCUGGCCGUGCCCCCCCCGCCCCCACCGGGGGUCCCGCACCGGGCCCCCCCCCCCCCCCGCCUUCACGCAUGGUUCAUCCCCACC
Cygnus olor (mute swan) is the source of this 2539-nucleotide messenger RNA. RefSeq names its product LCK proto-oncogene, Src family tyrosine kinase (gene LCK). The transcript has 13 exons. Gene Ontology annotation, molecular function: signaling receptor binding; non-membrane spanning protein tyrosine kinase activity; ATP binding. The coding region runs from base 244 to 1770 and encodes 508 amino acids. Gene Ontology annotation, biological process: B cell receptor signaling pathway; protein phosphorylation; cell surface receptor protein tyrosine kinase signaling pathway. Lineage: Eukaryota; Metazoa; Chordata; Aves; Anseriformes; Anatidae. The record is from RefSeq and is a predicted model, not a curated record. Gene Ontology annotation, cellular component: extrinsic component of cytoplasmic side of plasma membrane.